GAUACGUGGAGGGGACCCUGGAUUCUGUGGUUGCUGUCAGCACUUGCUCGGGGCUCAGGGGUUUGGUGACAAUAGGGAACAUCACCUAUGGAAUUGAGCCCAUGGAUUCCUCUUCUGGCUCUAAACACAUUUUAUAUCGAUUGGAUAAUGUGAAGAAAGAGCCCACGAUGUGUGGAGUAGCCACUGAAGACUAUGAAGGGGAACAUACAGAGGAAAAUCACCAUCCCAGUAUGACUCAGCUACUGCGAAGAAAGAGAGCGGUCCUACAUCAAACAAGAUACGUGGAGCUGUUCAUAGUUGUGGAUAAAGAAAAGUUUGAAGAUUUUGGGAAGAGUGAAACAGAAGUAAGAGAACACAUGGUGCAACUGGCAAACUUCCUUGACAGUAUGUACAUCAUGUUGAACAUCCGCAUUGUGCUGGUUGGUCUAGAGAUUUGGAAGUAUGAAAACAUUAUUAGCACAGACGGAGGUGCUGGUGAUGUGCUGGCAAAUUUUGUACAGUGGCGAGAGAAGAAUCUUGUUUUGCGCCGAAGACAUGACAGUGCCCAGUUUGUUCUGAAGAAGGGGUUUGGUGGCACAGCUGGAAUGGCCUAUGUUGGAACAGUGUGCUCCAAGAGCCAUGCAGGAGGCAUUAAUGUGUUCGGAAGAAUCAGUAUACAGAUGUUUGCAUCAAUUAUGGCUCAUGAACUGGGACAUAAUCUGGGGAUGAACCAUGAUGAUGAACGCGUCUGUCACUGCGGAGCAAGCAGUUGCAUUAUGAGCUCUGGAGCGUCGGGAUCGAGGAACUUCAGCAGCUGCAGCGCAGAAGACUUUGAGAAACUAACUCUCAACAAAGGUGGAAGCUGCCUGCUCAACGUUCCCAAGCCUGAUGAAACCUAUAGCGUCCCGUACUGUGGGAACAGGCUGGUAGAUGCUGGGGAGGAGUGUGACUGUGGUUCACCAAAGGAAUGUGAAAGUGAUCCUUGCUGUGAACCAGGUACUUGCAGACUCCGAUCCGGUGCUGAAUGUGCUUAUGGCGACUGCUGUAAAAACUGCCAGCUCCUUCCUGGAGGAACCGAGUGUCGGGCAAGUAACAACGAGUGUGACCUUCCAGAGUAUUGCAAUGGCACGUCCCAGUUCUGCCAGCCGGACUUCACCGUUCAGAACGGUCACCCGUGCCACAACGAGGAAGCCUACUGUUACAAUGGCAUUUGCCAGUACUACGAUGCACAGUGUCAGGAUAUUUUUGGCUCAAAAGCCAAAGCAGCCCCCAACAUUUGUUUUGCUGAAGUGAAUUCCAAGGGUGACAGAUUUGGCAACUGUGGUUUCCAUGGCCAUGACUACAAGAAAUGUUCCAGCUGGAAUGCCAUGUGUGGGAAGCUGCAAUGUGAAAAUGUGAAAACUAUGCCUGUUUUUGGAAUUAAGCCUGCUAUUAUCCAGACUCCCAUUAGAGGCACCACGUGCUGGGGUGUAGAUUUCCAGCUAGGCUCUGAUGUCCCAGACCCAGGAAUGGUGAAUGAAGGCACCAAAUGUGAUACUGGAAAGAUCUGCAGGCACUUCCAGUGUGUGAGUGCCUCUGUUCUGAACUACGACUGUGACGUGGAGAAGCAGUGUCACGGACACGGGGUGUGCAAUAACAACAGGAACUGUCACUGUGCAGCAGGCUGGGCCCCUCCUUACUGCGAUACCAAAGGCUACGGAGGAAGUCUGGACAGCGGACCUCCUUAUAAUGACAAAGACACCUCGCUGAGAAAUGGGCUGCUGGUAUUUUUUUUCCUGGUCCUCCCACUCCUUAUAGCUGCUGCUCUGGCAUUUGCAAAAAGAGACAGGCUGAAGCGAUGCUGUAGAAGAUUAAUGUCACGCUGCCAUUCGUCACUUCAGUCACCACCUCCUAGAACAGAAACCGAACCGAGAGACUACCACCACAGAGGCUUUUCACACGGCAUGCCUUAUGCUCCAAGAGGUGUUCCCAUGGAUAUGGAACCAAAUACCUUUCCCGUUCCAUCUUACCCAGUUAACCAGCAUCCUCAGCAGGCUUACCACCAGUCUUACUACCCAUCUCCACAAUACCAGGCGCCGCAGCCACAGAAGCUGCCGACAAGGCCACCGCCUCCGCAACAGAAAUGUGUACCUCAGGGACCUCCUCCAUCACAGCAAAAACGUUUACCUCAGGGACAGUAUUUUCCUUCUCGACCGGCACCUUUGCCUCCCAAAUAUAGGUCUGGAGAAGGUGGAGGCCGUGUCCGUGUCCGACGCCUUUCAACCUUCGUGCUCUGCAGAACCGUCCCCGCUCUGCGCGGCUCACAGGCGCUGUCCGAGAUCACGGUCCCGCUGCGGCUGCCCGCAAACGCGACGGGAGAGGCGGACGCGGUGUCCUACGUCCUCAGGAUAGAGGGGAGGCCGUACACCAUUCACCUGCAGCAGCAUGUCUUUUUAUCUGAUGAUUUCAGGAUUUAUGUGUCUAAUAAGAAGGGAUCUUUGCAUUCUGAUUCAACCCGUAUCAAGGGAGGCUGCCACUACCGGGGGUACAUCGAGGGCUUCCCCAGCUCGGCAGUGACCCUCAGCACCUGCUCGGGGCUCAGGGGCUUGCUGCAGUUUGAGAACGUCAGCUACGGGAUCGAGCCCCUGGGUUAUUCUCCUGCGUUCGAGCACUUUGUGUAUCGAGUGAGUGAUGAGAAGAUGGCAGGUUCCCUCUUGGCCAGCAGCCACCCCGCGAGAGGGCCAGGCGGGCUGACACCACUAUCAGCUGCAGCACGAUCUCCCAAAUACUUCAAAGUGUACGUAGUUUUGGACAAGGCUUUGUACAACUAUAUGGGUUCAGACACAAAUGCUGCAACGCAGAAGAUAAUCCAGGUCUUCAAUUUAGUCAACAGCAUGUUUAGUGCUCUUAAUGUUACCAUUGUGCUGUCCUCUGUGGAGCUGUGGACAGAGAAGAAUAAAAUAUCGACAGCAGGGGAAGCAGAUGACCUUCUACAGCGAUUUUUACAGUGGAAACAGUCAUAUCUCACUCUGCGGUCGUAUGACAUAGCUUAUCUAUUAGUGUACAGGGACCGAGCAGCGUUCGUGGGCGCAACGGCUCCGGGAAAGGGGUGUCAGAGAGACGCUGCUGGCGCAGUGGCCGUGUACCAAGAAGCCGUGACGCUGGAGUCCUUCUCCGUCCUGCUGGCGCAGCUGCUGGGACGCAGCCUGGGCCUGAGCUACGACGACUCCCGGGACUGCCGCUGCCCCGGGCACGUCUGCCUCAUGAGCCCGGAGGCGCUACGUUUCAGUGGGGCAAAAGCCUUUAGCAGCUGCAGCAUCAGGGACUUUGAAACCUUCCUGAAGCACAAUGGAGGCGCGUGCCUUUUCAAUAGACCCCGCUUGACUGGGCUGUCCUACCGGAGAGCGGCCGUCUGCGGCAACGGCGUCGUGGAGCCCGGCGAGCAGUGCGACUGCGGGGCGGCGGAGGCAUGCUUGAAGGAUAAAUGCUGUACUAAAACAUGUCAGUUUAAGCCAGGAGUGAAAUGUUCCUCUGGAUUAUGUUGUAAUGAAUGUCAGUUCAAGCGGAAGACCUCGCGGUGCCGCCCCGCCGAUGCGCAGUGUGACCUGGCCGAGUUCUGCAACGGGUCCUCCGCGUCCUGCCCCCCCGACCUGUACGUGCAGGACGGGCACGGCUGCGAGCACGGCACCGGCUACUGCUACAAGGGACGCUGCCAGUCUCCGGACCUGCAGUGCCGGCGGCUCUACGGGAGAGGUUCAAAAAACGCUCCUGUGGCUUGUUACGAGGAACUCAAUAGUCAGCGGGACAGAUUUGGACACUGCGGGUUCCAGCCCAGGCAGCGCUAUAAGUCCUGUGCUUGGAGGAAUCUCAGAUGUGGAAAGUUAAUCUGCACGUACCCGUACAGCACUCCAUUUCCAUCAGAUGCUGCUGCUGUUCUUUACGUCCGAGUGCGUGAGCAUUUAUGUGUAUCUUUGGAUUAUUUGAAUACACCAGCAAGUCUGGAUCCUCUUCUGGUUCCGCCAGGUACAAAGUGUGGUUAUGGAAAGGUGUGUAUAAACAACACUUGUCACCCACAUUCUGUCCUGGGAUAUGACUGUGACAGCAAAGUGAAGUGCCACGGCCACGGUGUGUGCAAUAAUAAGAGACAUUGCCACUGCCACCCUGGCUGGAAGCCCCCCGACUGCCUGCAGAAGGGAUCCCACUUCGGGGGAAGCGUCGACAGCGGCCUCCACGUGACGGACAGUGGUUAGUACCCACAGCGGAGGUGGGGACAGGCGCCGGCGCUGGAGGACGCGACGCCGGCCUGGCCGGUGCUGGGCUCCUGCCUCCUCCUGCUUGCCCUCGCCGGGGCCGUCUGCCUCGUCCUCCGGCGGCGGGUGCUGGGCCGGCGCUGCGGGUGGCAGCCCCCAAGCAUGGAGGGCUCCGCCGCCGAGGAGGGCAGCGACCGCUCGGAGCCGGGGCCGGAGCCGGAGCCGGGGCCGGGGCCGCGCCGCGGGCGCUAA
Gymnogyps californianus (California condor) is the source of this 4460-nucleotide messenger RNA. RefSeq lists its product as uncharacterized. Gene Ontology annotation, biological process: membrane protein ectodomain proteolysis; cell-cell adhesion mediated by integrin; transforming growth factor beta receptor signaling pathway. Gene Ontology annotation, cellular component: plasma membrane. Gene Ontology annotation, molecular function: metalloendopeptidase activity; integrin binding. The record is from RefSeq and is a predicted model, not a curated record. NCBI's taxonomy places the organism in Eukaryota, Metazoa, Chordata, Aves, Accipitriformes, Cathartidae.